Bubalus bubalis (water buffalo) is the source of this 3661-nucleotide messenger RNA. It is a transcript of the gene ACR, whose product is annotated as acrosin. Gene Ontology annotation, molecular function: serine-type endopeptidase activity. The transcript is spliced from 5 exons. Gene Ontology annotation, biological process: proteolysis; acrosome reaction. The record is from RefSeq and is a predicted model, not a curated record. NCBI's taxonomy places the organism in Eukaryota, Metazoa, Chordata, Mammalia, Artiodactyla, Bovidae. Bases 96 to 1340 code for a protein of 414 amino acids. Gene Ontology annotation, cellular component: acrosomal vesicle.
GGGUGGGACGUCACCCUGCUGAUUGGUCGGAAGGCCAUGAAGCUUUGUGAGGUCACUGGGCUUCCAGGCCUGGCUGGGGCAGGACUUUGGCAGAGAUGCUGCCAACUGCCGUUCUGCUGGUCUUGGCAGUAUCUGUGGUCGCCAGAGAUAACACCACGUGUGAUGGCCCCUGUGGGAUACGGUUCAGGCAGAACCGGCAGGGGGGCAUGCGGAUCAUCGGCGGGCAAGACGCUGCCCACGGGUCCUGGCCCUGGAUGGUCAGCCUCCAGAUCUUCACGUACCACAACAACCGGCGGUACCACGUGUGUGGAGGCUCCCUGCUGAACGCCCACUGGCUGCUCACUGCCGCUCACUGCUUCAGGAUCAAAAAAAAAGUGACCGACUGGAGGCUGAUUUUUGGAGCUAAGGAAGUUGAGUGGGGGAGCAAUAAGCCAGUGAAGCCACCUCUGCAGGAGAGAUAUGUUGAGAAAAUCAUCAUUCAUGAGAAAUACUCCGCGAGCUCAGAGGCCAACGACAUUGCUCUCAUAAAGAUCACCCCUCCUGUUAUCUGUGGGCACUUCAUUGGACCAGGCUGCCUGCCUCAGUUUAGGGCAGGCCCACCCAGAGUUCCCCAGACAUGCUGGGUGGCUGGCUGGGGAUUCUUAAAAGAGAAUGCCCGCAGGACAUCACCUGUGCUGCAGGAGGCGCACGUGGACCUUAUCGACCUCGACUUAUGUAACUCGACCAGAUGGUACAAUGGGCGCAUUCGUUCAACCAACGUGUGCGCAGGGUACCCUGAAGGCAAGAUUGACACCUGCCAGGGGGACAGCGGCGGGCCUCUCAUGUGCAAAGACAGCGUGGAAAACAGCUAUGUGGUCGUGGGAAUCACAAGCUGGGGGGUAGGCUGUGCCCGAGCUAAGCGCCCUGGAGUCUACACGUCUACCUGGUCCUAUCUGAACUGGAUUGCCUCCAAGAUAGGCUCUAACACGGUGCACAUGAUUCAGUUGCCCACCACUCCCCCUGCUUCUACUCCAGCAGCCCAAGCAAGCCCUGGCUCGGUUCAGCCUUCCAUUCGCCCACCUUGGUUCUUCCAACACGUUCCUCGACCACCUCCCUCUCAGCAAGCUGUUGCCGUGGCCCAACCCCCACGUCCCUUAAGCCCCCAACCCUCAGUCCCACCUCCCCCCCCACCCCCACGACCACCCCCACCGCAGCCUUCCACUAGGCCUCCCCAGGCACUCUCCUUUGCCAAGCGACUGCAGCAGCUCAUAGAGGUCUUGAAGGGAAAGACCUUUCUUAACGAAAAGAGCAAUUAUGAAAUGGAAGCCACAGGCCUUCCAGGACAACAUGCCUCCUCCUGAUCUGAAGCCAUUCUCAACGGACCCAGUGAAGCCCUCACUCCUGAGGGAAAAAAAGAUGAAAUAAAUGGAUAUAAAUACAAAUAUAAAUAUAUAUACACUAAGAGACGCUUUCUGGACUUCUUCCUGUAUGCCCUCCCCAACUUAAUCCCUCAUCAAGUCUACCCUGCCUCCAUUCACCCUUGUAUUGUACUAAUGCUGUUGACUUUAAAAAAAAAAACAAACACAACGUGAGUUGUGAGUUAAGUUUUAUUUGGGGCAAAAUGAAGACUCUAGCAUGAGAAACGGCACUUGAGAUAGCUCUGAGAAACUGCUCCAAAGAGGCAGUGGGGGAAGGUCAGUAGCUGUGAGAUUUUUGGUGAAGGGGGAGUACAUGCAAUCAAGCACAUUUUAUUUAGAGCUUUCUGCUGGUCUCCUGAAGAUUCCUGCUGGUCAUGAGGAGCAGACAUCAUCCUGAAGGAUUUUAGUGCUACUCUAGAUAUGAGGAGAUUGAAGAGUUGGCUUCGUAAAGCCAGCUCCUGAAAAUAUCUAACUGUCUGAAGACCGGUCCUGUUAGUUUUCCUGGAGCGCCAAGAGCCUCAUUUCUGCCCUCCACCCUAAACUCUGCUCAGAGGGUGUUGAAGGUCAGCGGCUGGAGCGGCGCCUGAGUUCAUUCUUGUGGAGGUGGAUGGCAAGUGCCAGCUUGUAGUUGCCAAAGUCAGCUGUGGUUUUUAACUAGAACAAGAUGACCUGGGGUCAUAGUCCAGGUAAUUAUUAAAUGCUGGUGUCUCUGCAUAUUAAAUCAAGGGGCCGCACACUCCCUUGAGGUGAGCUGACUGAAAAUGAAGGAUGUGGGUCCAAGUCUGCUGGAGGCCAUGCUCUCCUGGUGCAGAGAGACAGACCCACGAGAGGCCUCUGUCUUUAGUUGUGUCUUCUCUCCUCCUCGAGGUGGAAAAUUUCCCCCCUGGGCCUGUGAUCUGCAGCUGACACUUGGGUCUCCUUCCUGGAGGGACAGGGCUAAGCUCAAGAAGCACUCUGCCGGGAGCCUGCAGAGAACAGGCAGUGGGUUCUCGUAUGGCUUGUGCAAGCUUCUCAUGCACGUGAAUAGAACCUAAUCCCCUUCUUCUAUUUUCCUUGUCCAUAUUACUCUUUGACUUCCUUUUCCAUUUAUCAAAUGCAGACAUUUCCAUAUUAGCACACGUGGACCCCUGUCUCUAACUGUGCUCCACAACAGGGGCAUUUAUGAGCCCGUGGUGUCCCAGAAGGGGACUUCUAGUCUUUCAACACAUUUCCCCACAUCUAAGCCAACACUGGUUCACAGCAAAUUCAUCAAUCCUUGCCAACCUAACUGAUGCUUACAUUUUCGUUUUUAAAUUAUGAAUGAGGCUGUUUGUAAGUGAAGUGAGACUCUCUGAUCUGCCUUCAUGUUCCUGCGGAUGCUCUAGCCCUGAGAACGGCUCACAGAUUCUGGAGCAGAAGGCUCUGCACGGGGACAGGAGGAGCAGGAGGAAAUGGAACAGCUGUGUGCAGAACCCCCAAAAGGGGUCAGGCAUCUGAGGAAUAUGCUUACUUCCUUACAGGAUUCUCAGGCAUGACCAGUAUUCUCAAAAGUUAGAAUUCGUAAUUAAACUUAUUGCUAGGAAGAAUAGCAGAAAAUGAUUCAACAAUGGCUAAACUCGCACAUGGUGAAACUCAGACACUGGAAAACCAGGCAUGUUAGGAAUAACAGGUAAAGGGGCAGAAGUUCUAACUGUGAAUUUGAUCAGUACGUGACAUCUAAUAUUCACAAAGAAAAAGCUGAAUGAACCAAUGAAUAUAAUUGUAGUACAUUUUAAAUGAAAGUGUAAAAAAUGGAGGUAGUUCAUUUUUAAUAUGAGCAAGAAACCGAAGCUAGCUUCUUGAUGUUUUCUGAAGAAACUACAUUCUUGGUAAAGAAUCAUCACUGACCCUCUCUGGUUACCGAUGAGUCUUCGCGUGGAGACGUGCUUUCAGAGUGGAAUGGCUGGGUGGUGCGCUAGGGGUAAGCUUUGCUCUGUGACUGCAGCCCAAAGGUGUCAGCGCCAUCAAUGUAGUGAGCAUAUCCACCACUCCCCAGAGUUUCCUUGUGGGACCUUGUAAUCCCUCCAGCCCUUUCCUCCCUGGCUCCAGACAGUCUCCAAUUUGCUUUUUCUCAUUAUGUAUUAAGUUGGAUUUCUGAAGAUUUUAUACAAAUGGAAUCACACAUCAAGUAGUUCUUUUUGUCUAGCUUCAUUCAGCAUAAUCAUUUUGAGAUUCAUCUAUACGGCAGUGUGUUCAGCAGUCCAUUCCUUUUUAUCGCUGACCUUGUCAUCACACAGCUAUCCCAG